Verruconis gallopava is the source of this 1859-nucleotide messenger RNA. RefSeq lists its product as uncharacterized. Gene Ontology annotation, biological process: 7-methylguanosine mRNA capping. Gene Ontology annotation, cellular component: mRNA capping enzyme complex. The transcript is spliced from 3 exons. Gene Ontology annotation, molecular function: mRNA guanylyltransferase activity; ATP binding. The record is from RefSeq and is a predicted model, not a curated record. Lineage: Eukaryota; Fungi; Ascomycota; Dothideomycetes; Venturiales; Sympoventuriaceae. The coding region runs from base 67 to 1329 and encodes 420 amino acids.
UUACACUCAGUCUCUUGGUCUUUUCAUCCCGCACUGAUAUGGCAUAGGAUACAGAACACCGUUGCAAUGUCGGUUCCGCAAAUACCAGGCAUCAAGGCGGAGGGUGAACUCGCCCAGUCGUUUCGCCAUGAGGUUGCGCAACUGAUGGGCAGAACAAACACCAAUUUCCCGGGCGCGCAGCCUGUCAGUUUUGCCCGCCACCAUAUCAACGAGCUUUGCAAUCAGGACUAUUUCCUUUGCGAGAAGACGGACGGCAUUCGCUGCCUGCUGUAUAUUACAAAUGGAGACGCUGGGGAAGAGAUUGUGUACUUGAUUGACCGCAAGAACGACUAUUAUUUCAUUCCAAAUGGAGGUCUGCACUUCCCAAAGCACAAUGACCCGACCUUCAACUCCUUCCAUUCUGGAACGCUCCUUGAUGGCGAGCUUGUGAACGAUACUAUGCCUGAUGGUUCCAAGAAGCUCCGCUACCUCGUGUUCGACUGCGUUGUUUUGGACAAUGAGCCUCUGAUGAACAGGCCUUUGGAUAAAAGAAUCGGCCGCUACUUCGAGUUUGUUGACAAACCACUCAAACAGUUCUAUGCUCGCCACCCAAAAGAUGCCGAGCAGUUCGUAUUUGAAGUCCGCUUCAAGGCCAUGGAUAAGCCAUAUGCCCUGGAGGAGAUGUUCAAUCAUAAGCUGCCAAACCUGCCUCACGGCAACGACGGCUUGGUUUUCACAUGUAAGAGCACAACCUACGUGUCUGGCACAGAUGAGCAUAUCCUCAAGUGGAAACCUGCGCACGAAAACAGUAUCGACUUCAAAUUGGCUCUUGGCCAGUUUCCAGUCGUUACUUACGAUGACGGGACCACGGCGGAGGACUGGGAUGCGAAGCCUACUUUCGACCUGCUUGUAUACCACGGUUCUAAUGAUUACGAAACUUUUGCCUCUCUCUACAUCACAGAUGCUGAUUGGGAAGCUAUGAAGGCUUUAAACGAGCAGCUAGAUGGUCGUAUUAUAGAAUGCUACCGCGACUCUCAGGGUCGGUGGCGGUUCAAGGCAGAGGAGAAUGGUGCGCCUCGCUUUAGAGAUGACAAGCCCACCGCGAACCAUAUAAGCACAGUGAGGAAGGUACUGGAAAGUAUUGAAGAUGGUGUCACUCAGGAAGAACUUAUAGCAGCUGCACCGGGCAUUAUGAGAGCUUGGAAAAAGAGACAUCCAGAGGAGAAUCAGAAUCCUCAUCCACACGGAACACCUGUGCAGGAGCGACCACAGCCUCCAACUUGGAGAAGGUCGGAGUCAAUGUCUGGAGUGCCGCCACAGGGUCUGAAUGGAAGGAUGAACGGACAUUGAUGUAUUCUUUGCUGUGACGCACCUCGCAAGCUUAGCUCUGCACGGGGCUCAAAAGCUCUUUCCAUCUUUCCUCUGGCUAACAAGCCUUUAACUUGUGAAGGUUAACGGGUGGCGUUUUGAGAGGAGAAUAAUGGCCGCCAAGUUCGCCAGGUAGUUUUGUGAUACCCAAUUGUCCUAAAGUUAAAGUAAAAAUCGGCCCGCUCUGGCUCACUUUUCAUGUACAGAAGCAUUUGAUGAGUUUCGGUCAGUGUUGAGAUCUUACAAUCUUCGCUUAUAUUGAACCACCAGGGAUUAGAUUUCAAAAUGCACGAUUGUUAGACGGAGGGCUUGGAGAUUGUAGAACACGCGCACGGUAUGAAAUACGGAAUCGGGUAUGAAAGUACAUUAAUGAACAGCUGAAUUAGCAUCAACAGUCAACUUCAGACUUGCUCUUACGACUUUACGUGUCCGCUUUGACGGCCAGUCUAAGAAGCAAGGCUGGAGUUUCAUGCGCAGCACCGAACCGCGUCACAAAACUGCGCGUCCGAUGC